Saprolegnia parasitica CBS 223.65 is the source of this 2871-nucleotide messenger RNA. RefSeq lists its product as hypothetical. The record is from RefSeq and is a predicted model, not a curated record. Gene Ontology annotation, molecular function: 1-phosphatidylinositol 4-kinase activity. Gene Ontology annotation, cellular component: cytoplasm; membrane. The transcript has 4 exons. Bases 55 to 2871 code for a protein of 938 amino acids. Lineage: Eukaryota; Oomycota; Saprolegniomycetes; Saprolegniales; Saprolegniaceae. Gene Ontology annotation, biological process: phosphatidylinositol phosphate biosynthetic process; phosphatidylinositol-mediated signaling.
GAAUCUUGGAUUCGCUCGUUCGGUUGCUGGUUGGCGCAUCGACCGCCCAUUCACAUGCUCGCGUCGACUGCCUGCGGCCUCUUCCUCGAGCUCGCCCUCGCCGGCCUCUACGUGGCCGCGCCGACGCUCACAGGGCGCAGCGAGGUGCUGGCCCACGACUGGGCCAACGCGCUCGACUUCAAGCAGAGCCUCGCCAGCGUCGUCGUCCUCGCCGUCUUGCGCACGAUCCUCUUCGUCUACGUUGUCUACGUCACGCGCAAGUCGCUGUACCGCUCGACGCGCCUCUUUGUCUUCCUCGUCGUCUGCGCCCAGCUCUGCGUCCUCGCGCUCCUCAGCGUCCUCGUCGAGAUCUUUGUCAACGACAGCAUGAGCUUUCGCGUGUACCAUCAAGACGCGUGGCACUCGACGUACUGGUGGACGGUCGUCGUGCUCUCGCUCGUCGCUACGAGCUUUGAAGUGCUGUGCGUCAUUGGCCGCAACCGCGACCGCGAGCGGCGCGGCAACGCCGAGGAGGAGAAGAUCGAGGCGCUCCUGCGCGAGAAGGCCGGCUUGCCAAAGCUCUCCCACUCGCACUCGAUGCUCGAGAAGGGCAUCCUCACGCUGCGCAAGAAGAUUGAGCUCGACAACUGGCAGGCCAAGUGGACGUCGCUCAUGGCCAAGUUUCGUUUCCGGACGGACCCGACCUUUGACGCAAUCCUGCGUGUGUACGCACACAAGGACGACGCAGCCGCUCGCCUCGAAGCCGUUGCCGACGAAGAUCCAAAAGACUUUGAGUUUUACAUUCCGCAGCUGUGCAGCUUCCUCCUCCUCGGCGCCUUCCAGCAAGCGACCGACGGCGACAUUAGCCUCAUCCUCCUCGACAAGUGCAACAAGUCGCACGUGUUUGCACAAAAGAUGCGCUGGUACCUCGAGUCCUUCUGCGUUGGCAGCCCCGCGUACGCGACGCCCGAGAAGCGCCUGCGCGUGCAGAUGCUCAUCGACGAGAUCUCGGUGCGUGGCCUCGAGCCCUCGGAGCGGCUUCUUCGGGGCGAGACGACCGAGGACGAAGCGCUUCUCGUGCACUCGGCAGACGAGACGCACUACCAGACGUUCCCGUCACUCUCGCCGCGGGCCUAUUUAUCCUCGAUGGAGGCCGGCGACUAUGCGGCGACGCAGACCAACCCGUUCGAGCUCAACGCGAUGUUCAUCAACCGCCUUGCCGGGCUCUCGUCGAGCCUCCGAGCGAUUCCUCGCGUCUUCCGCAACGAGCAGCUCCGCGAGUGGCUCUCGGAGCUGCAGUCGCUCUACCUUCCGAGCCUCUCGCUCUUUGUGCCCGUGGGCAACCCUUUCCACCGCAUCAAGCGCAUUCAUAUCUCGGAGAGCUUUACCUUUAGCACGCGGGAACGCGUGCCGUACCUGCUCUGCCUCGAAGUCGUCGACUACUUUUCGUAUGCGACCAAGCCCGUCGACCGCUUUGCGCAGUUCAAACACCGCUUCCGCCUCUCGAUCGGCGGCGCCGCGAGCAAGCCACCGACGCCGUGCGACAUGAACAACAAGUCGCAGGACCCGGGCAAGCUCGGCUUUUGGAGCGAGGCGGCCGUGCCCGAGACAACGCUCUUGGACGGACUCCUCGAUACGCUCAAGCCCAAGCCGCCGACGCCGCUGCCCAAGACGCGCCCGGCGUCGUCGCGCUCGGUGAGCGCGCACUUAGAGCCGUUGCACCCAGUGUCACCGCAGCGCACGUCGAGCUACGACUACCCGUACCCGCCGCAGUUUUCGCCGCGGGCCACGUCGCGCCCGGCGCCGAUCCAAGUGCCGAUCGUUGUCAUGGACGCAGACGUGACGUCGCCGACCAAGGAUUGUCUGUCGCCCGAGCAUGCCAACACGCGGCUGCGGCGCGUCGACAGCACCGACCGGUACUUGGCGACCUCGCGCUUUGAAGACGACCAGCUGCUGCUGGCGGACAAGCCAGCGACGUACUCGCUACCGCCGCACUCGAAUGGCGAGCUGCCGUGCGUCAUCUUCAAGGAGCGCUGGGAAGAGAAGGAGGCCCGGCUUCGCGCGCUCUCGCCGUGGGGGCACCUCCCGUCGUGGCGGCUCCUGCCCGUGAUCGUCAAGGCCAACGACGAUUUACGCCAAGAGCAAUUCGCGUCGCAGCUCAUUCGGCAGUUCCACCAAGUGUUCCAGGAAGCCAAGUUGCCCGUCUUUUUGCGGCCGUACGAUGUGCUCGCGACGUCCUCCACCUCGGGGCUCGUCGAGGCGAUCGCUGACACGAUUUCGCUCGACUCGCUCAAGCGCAACCACCCGAACUUUGUGUCGCUCUCAGAUUUCUUCGAGACGCGGUUUGGCGACGUGACGACGUCGUCGGGCCAGGCCGCGCAAAAGGCGUUUGUCGAGUCGGUCGCGGCCUACUCGAUUGUGUGCUAUUUGCUGCAGAUCAAGGACCGGCACAACGGCAACAUCCUCCUGGACGCCGAGGGCCACCUCAUCCACAUCGACUUUGGCUUUAUGCUCGGCAACAACCCGGGACAAGUCCACUUUGAGUCGGCGCCCUUCAAGCUCACGGGGGAUUUCGUCGAACUCAUGGGCGGCCCGCGCUCGGCAGCGUUCCGCCGGUUCCGGUCGCUCUGCGUGCGGUCGUUCUUGGUCGCGCGCAAGUACCGGUACCGCAUCACGCUCCUUGCCGAGAUGAUGAUUGCGGGCAACGAGGACCUCCCGUGCUUUGCCGGCGACCCGCGGGGCACGAUUGACGCGCUCGCCGAGCGCUUCCGGCCCGAGCUCAGCGUCAGCGAGUGCGAAGACUUUGUGCACCAGCUCAUCGACACGUCGCUCGACAACUGGCGCACGCGCUGGUACGACAAGUACCAGCGCUGGUUCGUCGGCGUCUUUUAG